AUGAUAUCGAGAACACUUAAAUUAUACAAAUUCUCAACCAAAAUCCCUACAGGUGUCUUUGAUUUUGCCAAUGUAUAAUAAGGAAUCACUGCUCCUUCUAGUAUUAUGGUAGAGGACUUAAUUACAAGAUUCUCUGCAUAUACUCCUACCAACAUGUACAAUUCAUUAGAUGAAUACUCAAGAGAAUUACUAUUAUAUAUAGCUAAUGAUUUAGUAAAUAUUGAAUAUUUAUUAAAAAGAGUUGGGGAAUGGGAUGGGGAAUCUUAGCAAUAUCAAUGGGUAUUAAGAUUGCUUUUACACCUUUAAUGUUUUCUGCAUAAUUAAAUGCUUGUCGUAUGAAAUUAAUUGAGCCUGAGAGUAAGAACUUCUAAAACAUGAUUUAACGAGCAAUGAGAGCUUAGGAUUACAAAGCUAGUAGAGCAGCAUAAAAAUAAUUUAAACUUUUCAAAAGAAAGCAUAACAUAAAUAUGCUUAUUCCAGGAUUAUCAAUAUUACAAAUGCCUUUCCUAUUCACAUGGUUUUUAUCAUUAAGAUAUGUCUGUUCAUUACCAGAUAAAUAUGAAGGAUUAAAAAGUCAAGGAUUUUUAUGGUAUAAAUUGUAUUAAAUAAUAGGUUUUAAGAUUUAAGUGAAUAUGAUCCUUAUGGAAUAUUGCCAAUUAUGAGUUCCUUUUUCACAUUUUGGAACAUCUCUUUGAAUCCCAAUAUGCAAUCAUAAUCUACUGUUCCAUUUGCAAAAUAUUAUCGAUAUGUAAGGUUCUUACCUUUCUUUUCCAUUCCUGUUGUUAUCUUUUUCCCAGCUGGUGUUAAUCUUUAUUGGUGCUCCUCUGCAUUUUGUCAUUUAAUAAUUACUGCUUUAGCUAGAUAAGAGAAAAUCAGAAAGUAAAUAAAAAUAUAUAUUAUAGAGUAUUUGGUAUUCCUAAAUAUUUACCUGGUACUAUUUUAGAGAGAUAAAAUAAUAUGAAUAUCUAAACUAUUGUUAAAGCUGUUGUUUAAGAUAGAGCUGAUUUAAAUAGUGAUGUUACAACAACAACGACAGCAACAACAACUCCACCAUAAAAGUAAGUUUAAACAGAUGCUUAACAUAUUAUGCAUGAAGCUAAAUCUGGAGAAUAGAAAGUUAAGAUCUUUUCAAGCAAACCAAAAAAAUAAAAAUGAG
Messenger RNA from Paramecium pentaurelia, 1156 nucleotides. The record is from the annotation of a GenBank genome assembly. NCBI's taxonomy places the organism in Eukaryota, Ciliophora, Oligohymenophorea, Peniculida, Parameciidae.